Molecule: messenger RNA, 855 nt
Organism: Fraxinus pennsylvanica
Lineage: Eukaryota; Viridiplantae; Streptophyta; Magnoliopsida; Lamiales; Oleaceae
Source: the annotation of a GenBank genome assembly
AUGCUACUGGCGCAGUUUGGUUACCAGAUCACUGUACAAAAUUGCUCAUUUCGAUUGCAACUUGAGUGUUCGGAAUUUGCCGGCCACCUCUUUCCUGUUGAUUCGAUCUUGCUUUUAAAGAGUUCUAUUCGGACGCCCGGAGAUUUUCUCUCGAGCAUUGUGGGAUCAAAAUCAGACUUCUUCUGCAGUUUUUACUCUAAUAGAUGGAAGUUUCCAUUCCUUCUGAUACGUCAUAACCACGCGGAGGACUUUUCUAUUAAUGAUCUUCAGAAUUGUUUGAGUGAGACUCUAACAACUGAAGAUGUUGAAAUAUCAACCUGUGGCUUCACUCCUCUUGAGAAGAAUGAUAUCAGCAAUGCUGUGAGGAAACAUAAAAAUGAGGACUCCAAUGUGAGCGACUCGAGUAAUUUAUCUUCUGAGAAAUGCAUUAGCAAAUGUGCGACAUUUCCACCUUUUGUUGAGCAGAAAUCCUCUGCCAAAGAAUUAUGUAAAAGGAAAGGGAAGCAGGGAAAUGAUAUAACUGCUAAAUCUGUUGAUCUGUCCUACUCUCGAUCCAUAUCUUUGCCUACUCCUUUGAAGCUUGCAUCUGCCAUAAAAGGUAGCCGUGAAAAGCUGGGAAUGCCACCUCAGAAGCAAUCAGUGACGUGGGCCCCGGAUGUGUAUGAUCCAUCUCCAACAGCAGUGUCGCAUGUAUUGUCGAACAAGAGUCAGAGCCAUCAAAGCGAUAGCAAGAAGUCUGGGAAGAACAAGCAGAAAGGUGGUGGCAAAUCUUCACGAGGCAGCAGAGGCAAAGGCAAGAAGCAAAACCUGAAGAAGUCAGCAGCUCAGAUCCAUUACACUGAAGUAGUUUUCUGA